GCUAAACAUUUUAUUCCACAGAACUCCGGGCACGUUGGCUUAGCUAGAAACUACUUGAAAAUGUAAAAAUGUUCGAGCCGGAGCUGAAAAGGCAAACUUGCAGCAACUUUGAAGGCUCACAUAAUUAUGCGACUUGCACUACGGUCUCCUCCAGCCGUGGGUCACCUCCUCUUCCAGUUCGUCGGCCACCUGCUGCUCGUCUCAGUCUCCGCCAGUGCUCUCUACCCCCUUCCCCGAUCGGCAGAGCACCAGAACAGGGAUUGCUGCGAGGACAUGCCCCGAAACUCGAAGGAGGCAGCCACCAUCAUUGCCCAGAAGGCCGCCAAGGAGGCCAAGCUGGCCUCGGAGUCCCAGCAGCCGGCUGCAUUGGCCGCCGCCUACCAGGUGCGCGUCCAGCUGGCCGACAAGGCUGUCCAAGCGGCCAAGGCCGCAGAGGCAGCUCUGGCCGGGAAGGAGCAGAUAGUCGAACAGCUGCAGGAAGAGGUCCACGAGGCAGACAUGGUCGUCCAGGAAGAAAGCGCCUCCGUGGUAAACUCUCAGGCAAAUCUGAACGCGGCUUGCACCUCCGCGAAGCAGGCUAGACUGCUGUUGGAAACUCUCCAGAACACUAUUAAGAUCGCCGUGGUGGCACUUUCCAAUGCCGAGUCAGCAGCGAUGGGGGCCAAGGACGAGCUUUGUGAGAAAACACAAUUAGUGGAGGCGGCUCGCAGCAGAGCAGAGAUCCUCGCCCAACACUUGUGUGCUGCCAAAGCAGACUAUGCCAACACGAAAAAGGCAGCGUACAGUGCCGCAUGUGCUGCGUCCGAGGCAAGGUCAAAGGUUGACAGGGAUCGAAGAUCUUCCAAAGGGGACCACCAUAUAGCCAAUGGGUUGCAGGAGCCACAGAAGCAACGAGAACCACAACAGUGGGAGUACAACGAACAGGGCAAAGCUAUAUUUUCUAAUUAAAGACUUCUGUAAAAUAGAGGAGGUAGAUUAUUGCAACCUAGUUUCCGAUAAUAAAUGUCAAUUUCAAUGCACAAA
Messenger RNA from Drosophila ananassae, 1023 nucleotides. RefSeq lists its product as uncharacterized. The transcript has a single exon. Bases 127 to 948 code for a protein of 273 amino acids. The record is from RefSeq and is a predicted model, not a curated record. NCBI's taxonomy places the organism in Eukaryota, Metazoa, Arthropoda, Insecta, Diptera, Drosophilidae.